AACAAUUGAUUACGUAACAUUCUCCCAUGAUGCUCUGCGCGAGCUCCUCACAAAAAGCCCAAUGAGUAGACCGAGGAGGAGCAGGCUGCCAGCCGAGGGGGGUAGCCGAAACCCGGGGACCUUUCUCGCUGCUGUCGUCCAAAUCGUGACAUUGUGACGGCAGCGAAUACGAAAACAAACGAACAACAACCACAAAAAGCACCAUAAAACAUGGUGCUCACUCCCAGAGAAGAUCUUCCGUUAGGCCCGUGACUGUCGGCAGGUUUGCCACCGCCUCUCCGGCGGGGAUUCCGCUGUCUUGAGUCCGUCCUGACACCGCCAGGCGAUGACAGCGGCUGCGGCCACUCCGCUGGUGAUGAGAGACCGGCUCCUACAGGCCAUCGACGGCCAGAGCAAUAUAUGCAACAUGGUGGUAGUUAUGGAGGUGAUCUCCUUUUUGGAGAAGUAUCCCAUCACCAAAGAGGCACUGGAGGAAACCCGUCUUGGGAAGCUUAUCAACGAUGUCAGGAAGAAGACCAAGAACGAGGACCUUGCAAAAAGAGCCAAGAAGCUCCUGCGAAACUGGCAGAAGCUAAUUGAACCAGGAAAGGGGGAGGUGCUGUCCAAAGGACACGGCGGUGCAUCGUGGUCUUCCAAUGGUGUCGCUCAUCCCUUCAUCUCCACUACAACUGCCACCAUACCAUCAGGUAAAACGGGUCCAGAGUUGAAGAACAGAAAUGACUUCAACAAUUGCUACUCUCCGCGGGUGGAGAAAACGAGCAACAGGAAACGUAAGGUUGACCAGAAAGAAGGACCGCUCAUACCAGCCAAGAUAUCCAAAACAACUCUUAAUGACAAAAUGCAAAACAUCAAACAGCUGGCAACCAAUGGAAUUGGUGGUAGCUCUGAGAUUACAGAUAGUCGUGCACAUCAGUCUCUGGACAGGGAGAUUUCUGAGCCUUUGGACAAUGACCGGGUAAAUAAAAUCCCAGUCAAUGCUGUAAAACCUCAUCCAAGUGCCCCAGGACACAUCAAGCCUCCCAGCACGUCUUCUCUGCUCAAAGCAUCAGUUUUGCAGCAACAAGCCAGACAGGAGAAGGCUUUCUCCGGGGGGCUGAAUCGACCCAGAAGCCCACGCUGUUCGUUGCACAGUAGUCCUCAAACUCCAAAGCAGGAAGCUGGUAUGAAAGCGACUGCGUCACCAGUACAGGCUCUUUCUAGCCCCGGUGUUCGGCCUGCAUCUGUGGAAACCUCUGGGAUGGAGCCUUCCAUCCAGCCUUUCAAUGCUUGUGUUCAGGGUUUGCACACAGGCUGUUCAGAUUUGGAUUCUCCAAGCAGGCCUCCCAGUACGUCUCUUCACAAGUCUUACGCCUCGUCCUGCAGUGAUGUGCGCAGAUUGGAAGAUGAAGAUGGGGAAGUUAGCAAAAUAGAGACCAGGAAAAGACAGAAAUAUAGAUCUAAGGAUCAUGUAAUGUCUUUAGAUGAACAGAACAUAGAUGAUGGCACUAAACCUGUCAGGUUAAAAGACAGGAGACUGACAUUUGACCCUGUAACAGGACAGAUAAAAUCCUUUCAAAAGGAGUCCAGCCAGGAGGAGGGGGUCCGACAGGUCCCCAGACCUGAGACCCAGCGGUCCGAGCAACCCAAGCAGACUCCACCGGUCCCCCCUAGUCCCUUCCAGCAGACGGACUGGAAGGAGCUGUCGAGGAGCGAUAUCAUCCAGUCGUACCUUAGCCAGCAAAGUAACGUGCUGACCUCGUCGGGCGCAAACACCCCGGGUGCACACUUUUUCAUGACAGAGUUCUUGAAAAAAGAGGAGCCCCGAAGUACAGAUUUCAAGCAAACACAUGUGUUGGCACCAGAACCCCCAGUCAUAGAUUUACCGGGGGUUAGCAGAGAGGUCAUCAAAGAGGACCUGACCAGAUUACACAAGCAACACUGGUCCGGGGUUAAUGGUUGCUACGACACAAAGGGUGCCUGGUAUGACUGGACAGAGUGCAUCUCUUUAGAUCUGCAUGGAGAUGAGAGCAGGUUGAACAUACUGCCAUACGUCUGUCUGGAUUAAAUCUGGGUAAGGUUUCUAAAUUGGAAGUUGUGAACUUCCUUCAGCGUUCAGCGGAGCAACUCUGCAAGCCUGAAGGCCCUUUUUUAAUUUCCGUGUAAGCUGCUGUUUUGCACCACUCAUCAAAGUGUGUGUGUGUGUGUGUGUGUGUGUGUGUGUGUGUGUGUGUGUGUGUGUGUGUGUGUGUGUGUGUGUGUGUGUGUGUGUGUGUGUGUGUGUGUGUGUGUGUGUGUGUGUGUGUGUGUGUGUGUGUGUGUGUGUCACGGGGAAUGGAAUCAGUGUUUUUAUGACAGUUUUUUAAACAUAGUGUUGGGACAGCACGAAGAACUGAGGCUAUGCAUUAGCAAAACAUUUAGUGUUGGCUGUUCAGUAACUGUACAGAAGGAGUUCCCAAUAGCCUGCCAUUCUUUAUAUUGGAGAGGACUGCACAUUACACUGCAGUUACAUUUUAUUCAUGUUAGGCUAUUAACGUGUCAUGUAGAAUGUGACGUUACCUAACUCUUACUUAUUGGAGCGGACAACCUACAGAUACAUCGACUAAUGAGGUUUUUGUUACCCUUGUGCAUCUUGAAGGCCAUUUGGCUGUUUAAGCUGAAGUGAAUGCUAUCUUCAAGGAGCUAUCAUCAUUACCAUUGGUACUAACAACUAUCUGUGAAAAACGUUUACCCAUUGCAAAGCAGUCUUGUCCAGCCACUUUUAGCUAACUAAUGACUGACAAAUAAUCUUUAAAAUAUUUAAGUAUUGCUCUUGUGUUUGAAUGCGAUGCAAUACAGUGCCAUGGAUCAGGUUUGGAAGGAUCAAGAAAGCCUGGUAUGGUGGUUGAAAAUGCACAUUGCUGAUAAUGAAAUGUGACUUUCAUGUAUGGUAUUUAUUUCCAUUUACAUAAUCAUUUUAAGAUUCUUUGUAUAGCCUGAACAUUAUUGAUUUAGUUUGAUUUAUUGGUCUAUAGAUACAGCAGUGAGAGUCCAACCUAAUGCUGCUGAUGCACCAAACUGCCGUACACAGGAAAAUUACACAUUCUGUAAUAUGACUUUUAUUUUAUACUUGCAUUUUCCCUUUACUGUUUAUUUAGGCUAUACAAUAUUAACUGAAAUGGCAGAGCAGUUAAUGCUACUUGCUUACAUCUUUGUACUGUCAGGAGGAACGAAGAUAGACGUUGACAUGCUGGAUAAAGUACUUAAUAUCAUUCCUGUAGAUAUUGUUUGCCUUAUGGAAACCUGGGUUUUCCCUAAAGACAGAGCCUUAGUGAAUGUACAGAAAUUAGCCUUUUGUGUUCCAUUGAAUGCAGAAGAGAACAUAUUUGCUACUUAGUCCUUUUUUAAGUGGACAUGUUAUGUGUUAAUUAAAAAAAAUGAAAUGAGUUUUA
Molecule: messenger RNA, 3407 nt
Organism: Gasterosteus aculeatus aculeatus (three-spined stickleback)
Lineage: Eukaryota; Metazoa; Chordata; Actinopteri; Perciformes; Gasterosteidae
Product: mediator of RNA polymerase II transcription subunit 26
Biological process (GO): positive regulation of gene expression; regulation of transcription by RNA polymerase II
Cellular component (GO): core mediator complex; nucleus; mediator complex
Molecular function (GO): transcription coregulator activity
Source: RefSeq, a predicted model, not a curated record